Ostrea edulis (European flat oyster) is the source of this 2575-nucleotide messenger RNA. Its product is annotated as rh5-interacting protein-like. The transcript is spliced from 17 exons. Bases 243 to 2411 code for a protein of 722 amino acids. Lineage: Eukaryota; Metazoa; Mollusca; Bivalvia; Ostreida; Ostreidae. The record is from RefSeq and is a predicted model, not a curated record.
AAUAUUAUAUGAAAUUGUAGACGGAUACAGAGAGUGAGUGUCAAUUUUCAAAGCCGAAAUGAGAAAAUAAGGAAAUUGUACAACACUAAUAUUCUGCUUUUAUAUAACUGCAUUAGAGAACCAGGAAGCUACAAGCAAAAAUGAUUCGAAAAAGAUAAUAUACAAUUAUAUACGAAAUGGGAUUUCAAGUUCUCCUUCAUGAUGAAUGCAUAGUACCCAAUGAAUAAGUAUUGACAUUGGUUAUGGAGAAAACACGCGGUAUCCAUUGUAUAGAUACAAUUUUAGUGGUGGCUGCACUGACUCAAUCUAUAUUUACAUCCAGUGAUUUAUAUUCUCUGUAUUUUCACGAGGAAUUCAUGUUGAAAGAUGUGAUCUUAUUUGUCAAUAGUAAUCGAAGCUGUGGAUUUGUUUUACAUGAUCUCCCUUCCCUCAUCCUUCAAGAUAAUUCGAUAGACUCUAAGGAGACCUGUGUGCUGUUUGCUAUUUUUGAACAUAUGUCAUUCAACGAGACAGUUUUGAUUAAUCAUGUGACUUUCAUUACCGAGGGAGUGAAAUACAAUGUUGACGUGAAGAGAAAUGCUUGUUAUGGCAAUUACGUCUUGGAAAGAGUUAAACUUUUUCUCUCAUGUCAUCUCAAAACAGCAUCUAAUGGAAAAACAUGUGUUGAUGGAAGGGAUUGUAAUAGUGAAAACGAGUUAUGCAACAGGCUUUUCGAGGAUGAAAAUAAAACAGGGCUUUGUAUGGCACGCCACGAUCUCUUUGGAUCCUGUGACACUGAUAUGCAGUGUAAACCAACCACAAAAUGUAAACAUAUUGGAGGGAGAGGGGUCUGCUACUGCCCGGAAGGAUCGGAAAUCAUAAAUGGAACAUGUUUAAAAGUUGGGAUGUCUUUAAACGAAUCAUGUUCUAACGACCGUCAGUGCACUGGUACUGCAAACGCUGGUAGGUGUCAACAGAACAAACAGAGCCCAGGUGGUGUAUGUUCUUGUGAUCCAGGAUUCCUUCAAGAGGAUUGGAAUUGUUUACGAGGUAAUCAACGUCUUUUUCAAUCUUGUGAAUCACACAGACAAUGUACAGGAACUUACGGGGCACGAGAAUGUAAGGUCAUCGCUGGUAUACAAAUGUGUCACUGUCCGGAUAACCACAUAGUCGUUCGAGACUUUUGUUUAAAAGUUGGGUUAACCAUAGGGGAGUUGUGUAUAACCGAUAGAGAUUGUACCAGUACACAAAAUGGCGGAAGAUGUGUCUACAACAACGCUACAAGGACUCAAACAUGUAAUUGCAAUGAGGGAUAUCUAAGAAAUGGAUCAUUUUGUUUAGCAGUUAACAAAACACUUUUUGAGACUUGUGAAAUAGACAAGCAGUGUAAUGGAACGUUGGGUCUGGAGAUAUGCAGGACAAUUGGCGAUCGGAAAAUAUGUGCAUGUGGACCUGAGUACAUUGAGGAUAAAACGUCCCUUACAUGUCAGAAAGUUGGAAAGCGGAUAUUCGAGUCGUGUAUGGUGGAUGACCAGUGCACUGGGACGAUUGAUGCUGACGUUUGUGGUUAUCAGGAGAGCACAUCAAUUAGAAUAUGUGUAUGCAGUGAUGGAUAUGAGUGGGUGAAUGAAUCGUGUGUACCAACUGGAAGAGAGUUACUAGAAUCGUGUGUGUUUGAUGUACAGUGUAAUGGAACUAAUGGUGCCACAAUUUGUAAAUCGUUUGGAAAUAGGUCGUUAUGCUUUUGUGAUGAAGGUAUGCUGGAAUUCGAUGGAAGGUGUAUUGGAGCUGGCAGAAGCCUUGGUGAUCCAUGUGAAAUGGACAGGCAGUGUAUAGGAACACUGCACGCUGGUGUUUGUGGUGAGAAAAGUUGGUGUUCGUGUGACCAGGGGUUCAUCGAAGACCAUAGCGAGUGUGUAAAAGAUGGACGGGCUUGGGAAAUAAUGUAUCAGUGUCUGCUUGUUGGGGCGGGCGGAGGUUUCUUUGGAAUAUCUUAUGUCAUCGUGAUGCUUUUGGGUAGAUUGAGAAGAUAUUUACUAUCCAAAGCAGGGAGACAAACUAUACAGACCGUUCAGAACGCGACUGAGGCAGUGUAUGGCGAACAAUCCUGUGAUCCCACCGUGUCCAGUGAUGAACCUUCAAUGAGUAAUCAACAAGAUGAAUGUGGAAAAACACAGCACAUAUAUCAUCAACUGAACAGCACUGUAGAAGACGAAGAAAAUGAAUAUUCUCAUCAAAUGGCCUCCUUCAGGGAGCAGAACCCCUCUUACAACGUAUACAACGACACAUUUAGAAAAAAUACGCCAAGGUGUCAGAACAUGUAUGACGUGGUGCAAACUAUCUCUGACCACGUGGUGCACAGUUCUAAUGAGGCUCCCAAUUCCAUUGGACUAUAUGAAUUUGCCGAGCCUUUAGACACCAACGUGUCUUAAAUAUGUGAUUUAUUGUCAAUUUGGACACGAUAAACCUGAUAUUUACCUACGGUAAUCCAUUGCGAUUUCAAUCUAAUGAUAACGUAUACGGUUCUUUUCAUUAACCUUGUGACGGAAUCUUUAACUUUGAAUAAAACCAUUUCCAAAAAAAAAAAAAAAAUAUA